UUGAAACGGUAACAGUGAAAAGCAGGGGAAAAGGAGACACCUUGAACAAAACUUCAGUAUCAUGAUGGACCAAGGCAACCUGUACAUGUUUUAUCAUGGGUUCUGUCUCCCAAAACUCGCUUACACUGUGGCCAGUCUGAAACAUUUUGAAUCGUUCCAGGUUCAGGACGACGAUAUUUUUGUAAUUACGUAUCCCAAAUCUGGUACAACAUGGAUGCAGGAAAUACUUCCCUUGAUCCUGAGUGGUGGAGACCUUACUCCUGUCCUUACCCUUGAAUGCUAUGAGAGAGCUCCAUGGCUUGGGGCAGUCCAUGCUACUAAAGUUGUAGGCAAGCUCAGUGCUCCACGUCCGUUCGUCUCUCAUAUGCCCUACCACCUGAUGCCUUCCACCUUCUUCUCUUCAAAAGCUAAGGUCAUUUAUAUUACUCGAAACCCAAAGGAUGUUGUGGUUUCCUAUUAUUAUUUCCACAAAAUGGCCAGUUAUCUGCACAACCCAGGGACUUUUGAAGAAUUUACUGACAGCUUCCUGGCAGGAAAUGUGAUGUUCGGAAAGUGGACAGAUCAUGUGAAGAGCUGGAAAAAUCCAGAUUUAGGAGACAGAAUUCUCUACAUGACGUAUGAGGAGAUGAUUCAGGAUCUGCGUGGAGCUGUCGAGCGCAUUUCAUGCUUUCUUGAUCGGCAGCUGAGUGAAGAGGCUCUGAAACGUGUGGCUGAACAGUGCCAGUUCAAAACCAUGAAGCAAAACAACAAGUCCAAUUACUCACUGGUGGCACCGAAGAUAAUGGACAACAGCGUUUCACCUUUCCUUAGAAAAGGCAGGAAUUUCUGGUGAUUGGAAGAAUCACUUCAGCCCUGAAUGUGAGGCCAAAUUCAAUGCAUUUAUUUCUGAAGAACUGAAGGGAACUAGCAUUACAUUUCCCUGGGAUGAGGAACAUCAAUGAAAUCCAAAACUUCAAUUAUAUUAUAUUAUAAUUAUUGAAAUAAAUCUAAUACAAGUGAAACUCCUAGCAUUAGUAUUUCUGGUUUCUUGUCAUGUUAGUGCCGUCUCACAGUGAUGAUGUAAAUAUUCUCUCUCUACCUGGCUCGAAUCUUAUUUUCAUUUACGCAUUAUAGAGGUUUAGCAUAGUGAAGCCAUAAAGAUCUUCUAUUAUCAAAGCCACUAUAUAUCUGGUCGUAUCUUGGCCAUUUAAUCUAUACAGAGAUGUUGUAUAGCUUAAGUGGCAAACAGUUGUCUCUGUUGUAUUUAGGUUUUCAGUGCAAAUGAAUUGUAGGCUGUUUGCCAUCUCUAAGUUCUUCAUAGUGUCUGAAUGGUGCUUGAGUGUAAGUGUGUGAUUGUGUUCUGUCAUGUACUGGUACCCUGAUAAGGGUGUCCCACUACCUUGCGUCCCGAGUUCUUGCAAUAAAGGUUUUGGAAUAUGGAUGGAGGGAUAAAUCAUGUCAAUUAAAAGCAAAAUAAAACUAGCCUAGCCUACACUGUGUGCAUGCAUGGCCUUGAUGUACGAUUUUGUGUACACUGUUAUGUGACUUUUAACAGCAGGUGUAAUGAUUUCUCCCGAAUUCAAACCUCAUGCUUUCUGCUGACGAAAUACGACGUGCUGGAUCAAGGGAUGUUUUAUAAGCUGCCUAAUAAUGAGUGUGGAAACCAUCUGGUGAAACUAAGACAAGUUUAGAAGUGAUUAAUGUGAUAACGAAUGACGCAAUUGUCACUAAUACCUUUUCUUCCUACCUUCUUUUAUUAGAGCAGAAUCGAUGUCUUUGGGCAUGUGUUAAUGCUGAUCUUACUCGUAGGCCGGGAAGUUGCACGAGUAUCCUGUUGUCUAAUAUAUAAUUGUUGAAUCUGUAUAGACGGGAAGUAGCUGUUCAGCUCACUCCCUGAUGCAGGAAAGACUCCUUUCCUAUAUGAGUUGUACUCAUAAGUGGGUUUUUUUGACCAUCAGCAUUUUUCCAAGUCCAAGUUUCUUCAAGUUUCGUAAUCUUUUUUUACGAUGUAAAAAUAAAGUUCAUUUGUUUCUAAAUGA
This is a messenger RNA of Hemibagrus wyckioides, 2018 nucleotides long. RefSeq names its product sulfotransferase 2B1-like. Gene Ontology annotation, molecular function: sulfotransferase activity. Gene Ontology annotation, cellular component: cytoplasm. The record is from RefSeq and is a predicted model, not a curated record. The transcript has 6 exons. Bases 62 to 832 code for a protein of 256 amino acids. Gene Ontology annotation, biological process: sulfation. NCBI's taxonomy places the organism in Eukaryota, Metazoa, Chordata, Actinopteri, Siluriformes, Bagridae.